Messenger RNA from Mycetomoellerius zeteki, 590 nucleotides. RefSeq names its product pheromone-binding protein Gp-9. The coding region runs from base 58 to 516 and encodes 152 amino acids. NCBI's taxonomy places the organism in Eukaryota, Metazoa, Arthropoda, Insecta, Hymenoptera, Formicidae. Gene Ontology annotation, molecular function: odorant binding. The record is from RefSeq and is a predicted model, not a curated record. The transcript has 5 exons. Gene Ontology annotation, biological process: social behavior.
UAGGUUUCAGAAUAUUAUAGUACGACGCUUAGGAAUAGUAUACACUAAAUCAAUAAAAUGAAGAAAAUACUACUUUACAUUUGCACUUUUGUGUUCGUUUCUUUCACCGCUGACUCGAAGAAAAUAGGAUCUGCCAAUGUGAAUUACAAUACCUGCCUAACUGAAACUAAUAUAUCUGAAGAUGACGUAUUAACAAUACAAGACAUACUACAGGACAAAUACAAAUCCGAAAAUCAAGAAAAACUCAAUAAAAAUGGUUGUCUUAUACAAUGUAUAUUUCAAAAGGAUGGAAUGAUGGAAGAUGCAGAAUAUAAGGUAGGAAAGAUGCAUAAUGAAUUCAUCAAGAGAACAAAGAUUCAACCAGGAGAUAAAAGGUUGGAAAGUGUGGACACUUGCAUAAACGAAUCAAAAGACGUUACAGAAAAAUGCGAAAAAGCAUUCCUUUUUGUUACAUGUCUUUUCAAAUCUCAACGUGAUCAUAUGCAUGACCUUGGGUAUGAUGAAUCCACAGAAUAGUGAAUAGAAAAAUAACCGAAAUAUAAUUAAUAUGUUAAAAUUUACAUUGCACAGCAUUUUCAAUAAAGAAUAUA